Elaeis guineensis (African oil palm) is the source of this 3165-nucleotide messenger RNA. Its product is annotated as putative disease resistance RPP13-like protein 3. Gene Ontology annotation, biological process: defense response to other organism. The record is from RefSeq and is a predicted model, not a curated record. Lineage: Eukaryota; Viridiplantae; Streptophyta; Magnoliopsida; Arecales; Arecaceae. Gene Ontology annotation, molecular function: ADP binding.
CUAAAAAAAAAAAACAAAAAACAAAAGUUUCUUGUAUAGGGAAGAUUCCACCGGCCUGAUAGCAUCCGGGCAGAGAACUUCUUUCAGGGAGAUCAGGGCCCCUCUUUCUUGGCUCAUACAUUCCACCAUCGUCUAAAAUCCUCUUCGUCUUGAGUAAGAGAGAGGCGAGGAGAGAUGGCUGAGUCUGUGGUUUCCAAUGUCGUGUCUCAGCUUACCGACCUUCUCAUACAAGAAGUUCUUUCUUUGGGUGGUUUGCGUGAUCCGAUCGAAUGGGUGAAAACACAACUCCUGCGAUUGCAAGGUUUCCUCAAAGAUGCAGAUUCCAGAAGGAAGAGAGGAGAUGCAAGAAUGGAGAGCUGGAUAAGUGGGAUAAAACGUGUAGCCUAUGAAAUGGAAGACGUCAUAGACACCAUCAACUACAUGCUCGAGAGGCGACACCAAAGGAGAGGCGGCAUCGACUCCAUUUCAAGGUACCCUCACACACCUUGUGAAUUGAUCUUCCAACAUAAAAUUGGUUUUGAAAUUGAAAAAAUAAAGGAGAAGAUCCGUUGUAUCUCUGAGAGCAGAGACAUAUGUGGAAUUGCUAACCUAGGUGAAAGUGGAGUUGAGAAGAGCAGUGAUUGGGUUGAUAAUCUGCAGAUACUGACACAAUUCUCUCCUUAUUUCUACGACGACACUGGCGCCUACACUGAUGCCAUAGGCUUUGAGCAUGAUAAGGAAAGAUUAGUGAAACUAUUGGUUGAUUCGGAGAACAAAAAGCGCAGUGUAAUUUCUAUAGUGGGUAUGGGUGGACUUGGCAAGACCACCCUUGCAAAAAACGUGUAUAAUGACCCUGCAGUUAGAAAAUAUUUUGAUGCCUUUGCUUGGGUCGCAGUUUCUAUAAAUUACCGAGUUAUUGAGCUAUUGAAAGACAUCGUGAAAAAAGUAAUGGAAAUCAAAGAGAAGAAAGAAACAACUACGGGAAUUACACUAGAAGAAUUAGAGCAGAUGGGUGAAGAAGAAGUGACAGAGCACCUCCAUAAUUUCUUAAAAGACAAAAGGUAUUUAGUUGUGAUGGAUGAUGUAUGGAGUGUUGAUGUUUGGAGACAAAUGCACCACAUCUUUCCUAAUGGAAACAACGGUAGCAGAAUACUGCUUACUACGCGUAACGUUGAAGUUGCAAGACGUGCCGAGCCAUGGAUUCCUCCACAUGAACUGCACCCUCUGAACGACACUCAGAGUUUGGAACUCUUCCGUAGGAAGGCAUUCCCACCAAAACAAGAUGUCCCGACUGAGUUGGCGGCAUUGGCCAAGGGGCUUGCAAAGAGGUGUGGUGGACUUCCUCUCGCACUUGUGGUGUUAGGGGGCUUUCUGUCAGAGAAAGAUCAUGAUACGUGGUCGAGAGUAGCUAAAAGCUGGGAAUCUAGUGGAGAUGGGCAGGAAUGCCUUAGUAUUUUGGGUUCAAGUUACGAUAACUUGCCCUACCCAUUGAAACCAUGUUUCUUGUACAUCGCUGCAUUCCCAGAGGACUCCACUAUCUCUGCUUCGAAAUUAGUUAGAUUGUGGGUCGCCGAAGGUUUCGUACCCCAAGAGCAGACAAGGACAAUGGAAGAAACUGCUAGGGAUUGGUUGGAUAAUUUGGUCCAGAGGUGCAUGAUCCAGGUUGUCAAGAGAAGCGUGGCUUAUGGGCGGGUUAAGAGUAUAAGCAUCCAUGAUAUGUUACGUGACUUCGGCCUAUCGGAAGCCAGGAAGGAUGGAUUUCUUCAUGUUUGCAGCAGUGACAACAUGGCAAUAUCUGAUGGCUUAUCGAGUCGUCGUGCAGCUUUUCACCAUCGUAUAAAUGACGAGAUUGCGAAUUCCUCAGCACAUCUCCGCACGUUGCUGGGCUUCAAAUUAGUUUUGAACGAUACUACAGCCGUGGGGAGAUUUUUAAAUGGGUUAAACUUACUGAGGGUGUUGGAUUUGGAGGACGCAACAGAUUUGAGGAAGUUACCGAGACAGAUUGGCAACAUGAUUCAUCUACGAUACCUGGGGUUGAGAAACACCGGUUUGAAGAGACUACCAUCCUCUAUAGGAGAUCUCUUGAAUCUGCAGACUCUGGACGUGAGAGAAACAAAUAUUUUUUGGCUUCCAAAAUCAUUUUGGAAAAUCCGGAUGCUGAGGCAUCUAUAUAUUAACAUAGAUAUGUUUCUAAGUGCAAAGAUACCUGGUGACCACAAGAACUUGCAGACCCUGCAAAUCACGGGACUCGGUGGUUUUGUAAAUGUCUACCAUUUCAGAAGAUCAUUCGGAAAAGCACUUGGGAAAAUGGACAGCCUUGUGUCAUUGCUUCUAAACGUUCGGCUUUUACCUAUGGACGUUCUUUGCGCUUGGGCACCAAACCUGCACCACCUCCGUUCGUUGAAUCUGUAUGGACAGUUGUUACUUGAACAGCAACAGCUCCCAGAUGGUUGUCAAUUCCCACCAAACCUUACCAAGCUCAUAUUAAGAGAAUCUAAGUUGGAGCAUGACCCAAUGCCGGUGCUGGAGAAGCUGCCAAACCUCAGGCUUCUUGCAUUGAAAUUAGAUGUGUAUUUAGGGAAGAGCAUGUCGUGUUCUGCUGGUGGCUUUCCUCGACUGCAACACUUGAUAUUAGAAGGACUCCAUCAUUUAGAGGAAUGGAGAGUGGGGGUUGGGGCAAUGCCCUGCCUCACCCACUUGACUAUCGAUGGAUGCUGGAAAUUGAAGAUGCUUCCCGAGGGAUUGGAGUGCGUGACCACCCUUCGGGAACUGAAGCUGAUUGAAAUGCCUCGUGCGUUCAAUGAUAGGGUCAGAAAUGAGGAGGAGGAUGGGUACAAGGUCCGACGCAUCCCCUCCAUUAUUUUUGAAAAGGAAUGCUCCCGACAGCUGUUUUAACUGAUGUUAAUUGAAGUGAUGAUUCAGACAAUAAGCAUAGCUAUUUUAAGUGAUGUUAAGUGAUGAUCCAGUCAAUAAGGUUAUCUGGCUUUCUUUAAUAUGUACAAGGAGGCAUUAUUAGCUAUUUCUUGCCGAACCAUGGAACUAUUGAUAUUAGUUCUUCAUUUUUAUUUCCAUAAUUUAUGGGGUUGUUAAUUUUCUGUAAUGGAUUUAUAAUGGUUUGGGACAAGAACUUCAAUCUAUGACAUUUAUUGCCAAUGGCUUGGGAAAAGGAUCGAUCACAUUUCAGAA